AUGCAAAUCGUGUUUGGAUUUAUGUUUACGACUAUGUCACUAACAACUAUUACCGCCAUUACUGUCGACUUGCACCUUGCUAUCUCAAAACCAUUUUCACACAAAAAACGAACGAAUAGUAAAAUAAUCGAGAAGGUUACAGUCAUAACAUGGGUAUUAUGCGUAAUUUUGUCUGUUGUGAUUGGUUAUAUUUUUCCCGAAUUUAUUAAAAUAUACGUUCUUACAUGGUGUGUUCUAUACUUCAUGCUGAUCUCUUUUAUUUUAUGUGUACAAAGAACGAUCUACAAGUACAUCAGACGGAAUGAAAAUAGACAAACUUGUUUCAAGCGUUCCUUUAAGGAGAUAACUGUGAUUAUUUGUGCGUUUAUUCUAUGUUUUAUACCUGGUAUUAUUGCGGAAGUGAUUUCCAAUAUAUUAAGUGAUAUGUUCGUGAAAAAUUAUAUUUUACCUUGGACGCACGUCUUCACAUUUUGUAACUGUGUAUUAGAUCCAAUAAUAUGCAUUAUGGGUACUCCUCAAUUGAGAAACAAAAUAUCAAACUUUUUUUAA
Molecule: messenger RNA, 549 nt
Organism: Hydractinia symbiolongicarpus
Lineage: Eukaryota; Metazoa; Cnidaria; Hydrozoa; Anthoathecata; Hydractiniidae
Product: lysophosphatidic acid receptor 3-like
Exons: 1
Coding region: 1-549 (182 amino acids)
Biological process (GO): G protein-coupled receptor signaling pathway
Cellular component (GO): membrane
Molecular function (GO): G protein-coupled receptor activity
Source: RefSeq, a predicted model, not a curated record